Messenger RNA from Photinus pyralis (common eastern firefly), 3445 nucleotides. RefSeq lists its product as uncharacterized. Gene Ontology annotation, molecular function: protein binding. Bases 200 to 3031 code for a protein of 943 amino acids. The transcript has 7 exons. Lineage: Eukaryota; Metazoa; Arthropoda; Insecta; Coleoptera; Lampyridae. Gene Ontology annotation, cellular component: plasma membrane. The record is from RefSeq and is a predicted model, not a curated record.
CCCUGUUUAUUCCGCACUACGACUGCAAAUCAUGCACUCAGAUUUACUUAGCUUAUACUUAAAAUUUUAUUGUUUACCCGUCGUCUUUUGCUUUUAGUGGCAAUUAAUGUGAAUUAUCUGUACGAUGAUUAGGUACGACCGUGGCGUACAUUUAUAAUUCGAAGUGCGUUUUGCCUCUCUUUUUUUACACGACUCUAGAAUGCUCACGCUAAUGAUCUAUCUCAUUGCAAUUCAAAAGUUUGUUUUUACAACCCCGUGCCGUCGUUCGGAGUUUGCAUGCCAAAACCACCAAUGCAUCGGUUUGGACCGGUAUUGCAAUGGAAUUGAGGAGUGCGAAGAUCGAAGCGAUGAACCUCCGAAUUGUACACCCUGCAAUUUGACUUAUUACGGCGACGUUGGGUACACCUACGAACUGGAGGUGAAGCAUCCUCGUGACAAUCAAAUCCCGUUCCUCUGUUUUCUCAAUUUCACCGCUGGCGGAGGCUCGUUAGGGGACUUGGUUCAGCUGACGUUCGAGUCUUUUGCCGUUGGGACAUUCGAGUCGUUUACCUCAGACGGCUGCCCCGACGGUUACGUUUCCGUGAGGGAAUUGGGACGUCCAAAUUCGGCUGGAAAAUGGUGUGGAAGUGCUUGGGGUUAUACAGUUUAUUAUAGCGAAACAUCGAGUGUUAAUCUAACGUUACACUUGGAGCGAUUACCGCAACAGCAGACGUCCGGGUACAGCUUUGAAUUCAAAUUGUCCUAUAAAUUCCUGCGGAUGCGAGAGGCACGCAUUCGCUACGGAAAUGGAACACAAAGAUCAUAUCGUGGCAAACUUCAUACAGGAACGUAUUGUGAUCGCUUAUUAGAUGGAUGUAGUCGGCGGCCGUGUCGAAUUCAAUCCCCGAAUUAUCCCGGCAUAUAUCCCCGGAACGUGACAUGUCACUAUCGCAUAAGGGAUAAACAUGCACCUCCCGGAAAACACGCACUGAUCGCAGUCCGCCAAGCGAAUAUACCAUACAAAGAGCAAACGCCCAAGUUUUCCACAAACGAGCGCGUUUUCAGGAUAUGGGAUCGAUGCAACGUGAUGCAGGAUUACAUCGAAAUAACCGACGGCCUCGACGAUUCCGCUCCCACAUUAGCGCAUCUGUGCAGCGGAGAAACCGUUUUGGAAAUCGUAAGCAGUGGCCCAGAAAUGCUCGUUAAAUUUCAUACAUCUCCGUAUGGAAAUCCAUUUCAUCCAUUACCCCUUUCGUAUUUGCCCGGAUUCGAAUUGGAAGUCGAGGUAUUUUAUGUGAAAAAAGAAUCGCCGGCGUACGUCGAGCACGGAAAAAAAUGCGAAUUUAUCCUAACGACUUUCGAUAACUCCUCUGGAUUACUGGAAAGCCCUCGCCAUUCGUUACCUCCCAACACAACCUGUCACUAUCACUUUAGAGGGCAACCUCAAGAGGUUGUAUGGAUUUCUUUUAUAAAAUAUCACGUCACCGGCGAGAGAUUGGGAGAUUACGAUAAGGGAGAUUGUGACGUACAACUACGCGUUUGGGAUGGAGAUUUAAAAGCAGACGGCGACGCCGUACCGCUUAUUGGCCAAUUUUGUAAAGACGAUAAACCGAAGUUAUGCGACCAUUCUCUCUUAAGUAAUUCGACGAGAUUAACGAGACCUUGCGGAAUAUCCGAGAGUUACGUAUCAUCCGGACCCGAUCUCACCAUUGCUCAUUCGAUACGUUAUGGCAACGUUUUGUAUCCUGUCAGUUUCAUUUUAAGAUACGAAUUCGUCGAUUUCUCUCAGGAGGGUAGUCAAGUAUCAAAUCCGUGCAAUAGAAUAUUUACGGCGCCUACGGGGAAGUUUUAUUCGCCAAAAAUAACAUUCUUAUACGGAAGAGGUGGGCAACAGAAUUUAAAUUGCGCUUACCAUUUCGAAUCGAAUGAAAAGCAAGGGUUGAAGGUAUCGUUCCAUAAAGCUAGAUUUGGCAAUAAAAGUUGCUCCUCGAAGUUUGAUCCCGAGAGCAGCCGGUGGAAAUGUCACGUUUACGAUUCGGAUAUUGAUGGAAUUGCCCAGAUACAACUUCUGGAGUAUCCCUGGCCGGGUAUCGAAAUUCCUCGCGAUUGCCUUUGCGGCAACGUAUCAGAGCCCGUUUUUAUUUCGACGAAGACCGCCAGAAAAGUGGUCAUCAAUUUUAUUGUGACCAAUAUGAACAUUACAGAGGAUUACAGCGAUUACUUCUUCGACGCCACCUACGAAUUUAUAUCCUUGCAGUCGGAAAAUUCGUGUGUCAAUCCCUGGCAGAGCAGAAGACUUCGUGGAUCUAGCGGUGAAAUUACGGUACGAAACGUGGUCCAAAGCACGGAGACGAUUGAGAACGUAAAUCAAACGAUGCCGCUCUGCGUACACCAGCCUUGGUUAAUCGAGCCGGAAGACUCCUACAAUAACUUCAUUUACCUAAAGAUCAAGGGAGCGGAACUGAAAAAUGACACGAAGUGUCCCACCAAGAACAGAAUCCUAGUGUACGCGCCAUCGCGCGCGAACUUUAUGCACGUUAUUUGCCCUUCUUAUUACGAUUCUGCCCACCGCGUCGUUGAAUUAUUUUCGGAAGGCUGGAGUUUGUUCUCCUAUCGUUACAUGCAGACGGAAAACUCACGAAGCUUCGUAAUAGAGUUCCUGCAACGUGAGCCGGGAAAUUUCGCCGUAAAUUGGAUGGAAGUAUCAAAGAAUCCCGCUCUAACUCUACCCACGUCUCUACUUAUGAUCAGUCCACCCGACUGUCCACACAGUUGUCCCGAGCUCGGCGCCUGCAUCAGCUCCGACCUUUGGUGCGAUGGUCUACGCCAUUGCCCCUCCGGAAACGACGAGCACGAAAUCAAUUGCUCACUGCACGGCGGUUUUCCGGUGUCGCCGAUUGUUUCGGCGAUCGCGCUGGCCAUCCUGGCCACGGUAAUAAUAUCGAUAAUAUCGUUCUGUUACUGUUGGAGGUACUGGAAGCGCGAACAGAAAGGAACCAUCAUUUCCGUUACCGAACAUACCUUUCUAGAGUUUAAGAACGGUCUCUGCUAAGACAUGGAAGUUUUGUUCUAGUUACUAAUCUAAGCUUCACUUGUGAUGUAAAUUUUUUUUAAGGAUGGUGCUCGGAAACUAUUUUGUCUACUCUUGUCCAAGAAUUUGCCAAGUAAAUUUAAGUGAGAUUUUUUUUGCACUUAGCACUCAGUUAGGUACAACGAUUUUCACCGUUCGUUUUUCAAAUUACUGAAUAGUGUGAUUUUGAUUACAAACAAGGGCUAUAAGUAGGGGGCUGUUAACUCGAUAUACCUAUUUUUGACUUGCAUCUAAUUUUGUAGUUAGUGACUAAGAAAAGAGCUUUGGAAUAUGUAUAGUACAAGGCAAAAUAUCGUGCAAUGACUGACAAUAUUGUAUAUCUGUUGUAUAUCUACAAAGUUUUUAUGGUAAUCGGUAGGAAUAAAGUACGUAAUU